AUGCAUUGCAUGGUCAUGAGGAUUAAUCUUGACUGCAAUGCAUGUUGCAGAAAAUUGAGAAGAAUCCUCCUAAGGAUGAAAGAAAUAGAGACACACCAUAUGGACAAGGCCGAGAACAAGUUGAGCGUGUGUGGAAGAUUUGAUCCGGCCCACGUUGCAAUAAAGAUAAGGAAAAAGAUGAAAAGGAGAGUUGAGAUUUUGGAAAUUCAAGAGCUAAUAGGUCAUGCCAAUGGUUAUUAUAACACAACCAAAUGCCAACUAUUGCCUCCCAAUUACAUGUCAUGUCUUGGUAAAGGAAAUUCAGACACUGAUAUUUCCAUUUUCAAGGAGUAG
Molecule: messenger RNA, 333 nt
Organism: Striga asiatica
Lineage: Eukaryota; Viridiplantae; Streptophyta; Magnoliopsida; Lamiales; Orobanchaceae
Source: the annotation of a GenBank genome assembly